AUGAAUUAAUAUAAUGAUUUGAUUAUCAAAUGCCCGAAUCCAGAACAUGCCAAUAAUGUGAAACUAGUCUGCUUUGAUGAAUCGUGUAAAGCUGAUAGAUUAUAUUGUAUGCAUUGUAGCAGGAAUGGAAUACAUUUUUCUCAUCCUCAAUAUCAAUAUCAAUUGUCAAAUUUGUUUGAUCACAUAGAGAAAAUUGAAAAAGAAUGCGAUGAUUUAAUCAAUAGGUUAAACAAGUAAAUGGAUUUUGUUUAUUAAUCAUUUUAUCUUCUAAUUGGAGGAAUAAAAACUAAAUAUUAAAUAUCUAAAGAAUAAAUCUUUAACCUAAAUUCCAAAUAAAUAAAUUCCAUUUUGGCUGAAACUAUCUAAUUCAAAUCAUUCAGAUCCACAAUUGAAAUACUAAUUCAAAAAUAUUCAAACGAACUUUAAGAUUAAAUAUAAAAGCUAUUUUAAGACUUAAAUUUAAACUAAUUGAACUAUUAUCAAGUGUCUGAUUAAGAUAUCAAAAAAUCAGAAGAAUUAUAUCAAAAGGGAUAUAAAUUAUAUUGGUACGAUCACAAAUAUGAGGAAGCAAUAGCAAUUCUUGAUUAAGCUUUAAGGUUAAAUUCUAAGCAUCAAUUGGCAUUGUGGUGCAAAGCGGAGAGUUUAAAGAUGCUGGACUAAUAUAAUGAAGCUAUUAUCUGGGCAGAUAAGGCUUUGCAAGUUGAUCCAAAGCAUUUCAAUUCAUUAUAUACAAAAGCCGAAAGCUUAAGAAUGCUUGAUCAAUAUAACGAAGCAAUUAUUUGGGUAGACAAAGCUUUACAAAUUGAUUCUAAACAUUGCAAUUCCUUGUUUACUAAAGCUUCUAGUUUAAGAGGACUUGGUUAAUAUAACGAUGCAAUCGUUUGGGCUGAUAAAGCCUUAUAAAUAGAUUCGAAGCAUUGCAAUUCAUUGUCAACCAAAAGUGUUUCCUUAAGAAUGUUAAAAAGUUAUGAAGAAGCUAUAGCAGUUAUUGAUUAAUCUCUUUAAGUUAAUCCGAAUCAUUUGGACUCAUUAUGGUCAAAAGGUAAGUUACUACAGGAUCAAAAUUAAUAUUAAGAAGCUUUGAUGUGUUACGACAAGGCAUUAAAGAUCAAAGAAAAUCAUUAGUGGACGAAAGAUAGGAAGAAUGAAUGUCUAGAUGCUAUAAAAAAGAAAUGA
This is a messenger RNA of Paramecium tetraurelia, 1176 nucleotides long. RefSeq lists its product as uncharacterized. Lineage: Eukaryota; Ciliophora; Oligohymenophorea; Peniculida; Parameciidae. The record is from RefSeq and is a predicted model, not a curated record. The transcript has 8 exons. Gene Ontology annotation, molecular function: protein binding.